Messenger RNA from Vombatus ursinus (common wombat), 1171 nucleotides. It is a transcript of the gene SWI5, whose product is annotated as SWI5 homologous recombination repair protein. The transcript is spliced from 6 exons. Gene Ontology annotation, biological process: double-strand break repair via homologous recombination. Gene Ontology annotation, cellular component: Swi5-Swi2 complex; Swi5-Sfr1 complex. The coding region runs from base 224 to 616 and encodes 130 amino acids. NCBI's taxonomy places the organism in Eukaryota, Metazoa, Chordata, Mammalia, Diprotodontia, Vombatidae. The record is from RefSeq and is a predicted model, not a curated record.
GUGGGGUUCAGGAACUGGGACCUGCAGGACUAGGGACGAAGACCCUGAGGGGAUCGAGGAGGGAGAGUGAGAGGGGCCUCAGAGACCGGCGGGGGAGACCCGAGGAGAAUCAGGAGGUCACAUAUCGACUGGCGCGCAUUUUCUGUGUUCUCCCUUGAGAGUGCGCUCUUCCUGGUCUGGGAGCGAUCCUAGGUCCCGCCACCGCUCCACUCCCCCGGCAGCCAUGGAGCCCCGCGCGCUGCAGAGACCCUCGGGAGGGGAGCCCGGGACCCCGGGCCUCCGGAGGGCACGACUGGGACUCCCCAAACGCCAUUCGGCAGCAUUUCGAUCCCCUGUGCCCACUCCCAAAUCUGGCCAGGCUGAUGAGACCAGUGAGGAUUCCCUACAGCUGGAAAUCCAGGAGCUAAAGCAAAAGAGGGACACUUUGGAUCAGGAGAUCUCCCAGUUGAUGGCUGAAGGCUAUGUUGUGUCCGAGUUGGAAGACCACAUUUCCCUGCUCCAUGAGUACAAUGACAUUAAAGAUGUGGGCCAGAUGUUAAUGGGAAAAUUAGCCAGCAUCAGAGGUGUCACCACCAAGGAGCUGUAUCCUGAAUUUGAUCUGGACAUGAAUGACUAAGCAGAAAGAUGGAUUCCCCUGCGUCCUCCUAAGGCAGGGGUAGGUGAAAAGACCGAAGGACAUCAUGAAGACAAAACCUACAAGAUUUCUAAGAGAGGCCAACAUGGCAGAGAAAGUAUUCAUAAGUGCCAUUCUAGAAAGGCUUGACUCAUUUGGAAGGGAACAUUGGGGGGUGGAGGGUGAGUGUGCAUGGUUGUUGAGGGGGUGAUUUCUUAGCUCUACAAUUCUCUGAAUUCUUAGUAUUUCAGGUAACCCAUCACUAGUAUUCUUGACUAUAUCCUCUUUGUGUGUAUCUAUAUUAUAUAAAAAAAAAUUUCCCUUGUCCAUAGCUUUGGAAUUGUUACUAAUUUGUGUGAUGCUGCUUGUAUCUUCAAACUCAUAAAGACAAUUUGUCUUAGGUGAUAUGGAAUAGGACUUGAAGGUGGGUAAUGGGGAAGGAGAGUAAUAGGGAAGGAGAGAAGGGUUCCUCCCUUCUAGGGAGCCAGAAAAAGUGUUCUGGUUACCAAUUGCACAUAAUUUUCCAAUCAUUAAAGGCAAAAAUUUUAUUGGUUUCCU